Molecule: messenger RNA, 933 nt
Organism: Psilocybe cubensis
Lineage: Eukaryota; Fungi; Basidiomycota; Agaricomycetes; Agaricales; Agrocybaceae
Exons: 6
Coding region: 1-933 (310 amino acids)
Source: RefSeq, a predicted model, not a curated record
AUGACCUCGCCUACAGAAACUCCUCUUGUCGUUGAAUCUAGUGCUGGCGGUGUACAUCCUGCACCCGCUGUUUCUGAAUCCAGAAAUGGUUCUAACGUGACAAUACGAGAUGGAUUCAUUGCGACUAUAACAUUCGCGAAAAAGCUGUUUGACGAGGUUGUGAUGCCCUCAAUCUCGUCGUUCAUUGAAACAUCCAGGACCAAUCCUAGGGUAGCAGCCAUUGCUGGCACACCGGCCCUGUUGGCUUUCCUGUUCACUGCUGCUUUUCUCAUAUUCUCUACCCUCACACUCAUUAUAUGGACGAUCAUUACCGUGGUAUUUGGCAUCGUAUUUGUUAUCAUCGGCGGAUUUAAAGCAUUACUCGUCAAGCUUAUGUUUGUUAUCAUUACUGCGAUUCCUCUGACUGUCAUAGGCACGAGCCUUCUUGUCUGUGGAAACUCGCUGGCGCAUAUGAUUAUCAGACAACUGCCCGGACGGUCGAGCUCUGACGGUAGUACUCCAAGCUCUACCGACGAGGUAGAUUGGCAAAGAGUGGCCGAGGCUUUGGCAAGAAAUACAAUACAGGGGGUCAGAUCCAGCAUUCCGUUAAUUCAUGCGGUAUUCGAGACAAUUAGAAAUGUUUUCCGAGCAUCGUACACUUCUUUUUGGGCUGCCAUCAUGCUUAUGCACGAUACAGCAGCUAGAGACGCAGGAGCCUUUACUCGCAGUACUCCUACUCCUCCACAACCUCCCACUGGAUCAACAGAAAAUUCGACACCUGUUGGCUCAAGGGCUACAGAAGUGGUGUCUCCUCCUCUAAGCGACUCCAGUGACCAGGAGAUAGUCGUCAUUGAGCCGGUGAACCUCCCCAGUACAUCGAAUUCCGGCAAACAAAUUCCAACUUUACAUCAAAGGGCAGCGUUCAAACGCACCGGCGAUAACGACGAGAAUUAA